CCCGCGGCGCAAUUCCCUGCCUGGGCUGCUGCAAGUCGCCAUUUAUACUGGAACACUGAUGCAGUAAGGAAAUCCUGAGACCGUGUACAAAAGCUGACAUUUGGGAUUUCGGCGAUUCUAUGUUUGCUGGAGCUUCAAUCAGAGGAUUCAGUCGCUGUUUUCCCUGCCCACUCAAGAGAGGUAGCUUGUACUGGUCCUGCUAUCUGGUUGAAAAUGUUCCUGCUGUCACAUCAUCUCCAGGGGCAAUCCUGUGUUCCAUAUCUUCCACUCAUGCUACGUGUAUGCAUCCAAGAAACUACAGUUUGGCAAGGCCUCUUUCAAGUUUGGCACCAUUACCUUCUUCCUCAGAUUUCCUUUUCAUUCAGAGAUCAAAUAUGUCAGCCCAGGGUAUUUUUAGGAGCUGGCUGCUAGCUAGGUACAUGAGUAAUGCCUCAUUUGAGCUGAACACAAACAAUGAUGUUGUAAGGUUCUCACUGGGCAAGACGCCUGAUAAUAGUAAUUCCACAACAACGGCUAAGAAGAAGAAAAAAGUUAAAAUGUCUAGAAAAGCAAAAUUGAAGGAGCUCAGAUUCUAUCGUUUGAAGGCUAAAAAGAAGAUGAAUUCUCCAAAUCCAGAAGUGAGGAUAAGAUAUAAGCUUGAGAAGGCCAAGCGGAAGGAAGCCUGGUUGAUUGAGAAGCUGAGGAACUUUGAGGUACCAAAAUCCCCAGCAGAAACAUAUGAUCCAGAAAUUUUAACAGAGGAAGAGAUACAUUACCUGAAGCGUACUGGUGAGAAAAAGAAAAAUUAUGUUCCAGUCGGGAGACGAGGAGUGUUUGGCGGGGUUGUUCUGAACAUGCAUCUUCAUUGGAAGAGGCAUGAGACCGUUAAGGUUGUCUGCAAGCCUUGCAAGCCAGGACAGGUUCAUGAAUAUGCAGAGGAACUUGCCCGUUUGAGCAAGGGUAUUGUGAUUGACAUCAAGCCCAAUAAUACCAUGAUUUUCUACCGUGGAAAGAACUAUGUGCAGCCAAAAGUAAUGUCACCUCCAGAUACGCUGUCAAAAGAGAAGGCCUUGGAGAAAUAUAGAUAUGAGCAGUCCCUUGAGCAUACAAGCCAGUUCAUUGAGAAGUUGGAGAAGGAGCUAGAAGACUAUCGUCAACACCUUGAACGAUUUAGAAAAGGGAGAGAAAGCACCUGAAGAAUAAAGAUGCUAUGCGUGAGUAUCAUAUUACCUGAUUGACAACUUGCAUAAAUGAUGCUUGUUUCGAUAGCCCAAAGGGGGCAGAAAAGCUCUUAAUAUAUGCAUUUUUCUCGUUUCUGACUUUCUGAAGAUUCGGUCUAGAUGUGUAAUUGUAUUAUAUGAUCAAUCUGAAGUUCUGAAUCUGCUGAGGAACCUUCUACCAGUUUUUUUGUUAUUUUUUUUGAGUGGUAAUGUCAAUCAGGAAGAGCAGAAGUAAAGAAGCAAAUUAUGACAAGCGGAGACUACCUAAAUUAAAUGUUGAAACAACGUGUUGUUCUAGUGAUCCUUUUGGCGGGCCAUAUUAUUGAAUGUUGCGGUUUUAUCUCUGGGAAUUGGGGCAGGGUAAUUCUGCUUUUCCAGACCUGAGGUU
Messenger RNA from Neltuma alba, 1587 nucleotides. RefSeq lists its product as uncharacterized. The record is from RefSeq and is a predicted model, not a curated record. The transcript is spliced from 5 exons. Gene Ontology annotation, molecular function: RNA binding. Lineage: Eukaryota; Viridiplantae; Streptophyta; Magnoliopsida; Fabales; Fabaceae. Bases 120 to 1175 code for a protein of 351 amino acids.